CACGACCGCCUAUUCGACUCUUGAUGGCAUAGUCAAAGGCCUCCUUCGCUUACCGCAAUUCCUCUGGUGCUAUGCCUCUGACGAACACUCGCCCGAACAAGGCAUGGAAUAAUGUUUAAGGCGCAGUGCUUUCGGAUCAUUGGAAGAUGAAGGUUCUUUGGAGUUCGGGCGUAACUUCAAGCCAACCGAUUCCGAAGAAGACAGACAGGAACUUGAGCUGUCUUGCAGACGUGGCUGAACAAACCAGAGGCCAUGUGAUGGAUAUCAUUUUGCAGCCUUGUGAGAUUAUGAAGGAGUUGAGGGAGUAUAGGGGGCUGAUGUAUGCGAGUAAUAGGUUGGAGCGGCUUUUGGGAGGAUGCUGUGUGAGUUCCAUGGGCUUAAGGGGGUGCGCAGGUAGACCGGAAUAAUGGUCUGGCGGUCAUGGCGCGGACAGAUUCGUAUGCUCAAUGCGAUUGUGUGAUUUUGAAGUCCCCUCUGUC
Macroventuria anomochaeta is the source of this 479-nucleotide messenger RNA. RefSeq lists its product as uncharacterized. The transcript has a single exon. NCBI's taxonomy places the organism in Eukaryota, Fungi, Ascomycota, Dothideomycetes, Pleosporales, Didymellaceae. The coding region runs from base 147 to 407 and encodes 86 amino acids. The record is from RefSeq and is a predicted model, not a curated record.